CUCUCUCUCUAUCUCUUAAAUUUGGUUUGUAAGCUUGCAGAUGAGACAUGGAGUUGGGUUUGAGCUUAGGUGAUGCACCAUCCAAAGCUACUGACGGAUUUACCGCCUCCACCACCACCACCACACCGGUGAACAAGAGUCUAGGAUUCUGCAUGGCCUUAGGGAUGAACCCAUCAAAUGGAACCACAAAUAAAGGUUUCCCGGAGAAACCACAGAUUCAAGAUGAUCAAGAUGAUGGCGAUGAACAUGAUGAUGACGAUGAUGAUGAUGAAGAACACGAGAAAGAUAAUCAACGGAUUUUGAAAGAAAACGGAGGAAUCAAAGAAAUGAUUGUUAGUAGUCAAAGAAUCUGUUCACUGAAUCCGCCGGUUCAGCUUGAUCUACUCCCUUCUGCACCUGUUCCUCGUCAUACCCCUUUUCCAUGGUCCUCUGACAACGGAAGUUCAGAGGGUGGUUCGUCGGGAAAUGCGGCGGCGGGGAGAGGGUUCGAUGUGAAACGCAUGCCGGCAGCUGUGGGGACGGAGGAGGCGACCUCAUCAUUCCGGUUGGAUUUCAUGAGUUACAGAAGAACCGGAAACGUCAAUGGUGGGAGCAAGAACAAUAAGAGGGGUUUUGAGAUAGGAAACGAGGCCAUCGAAGUGGAAAGAGCUUCUUCUAGGGCUAGCGAUGAAGAUGAAAACGGAAUUUCCAGAAAAAAACUCCGAUUAUCGAAAGAACAAUCUGCUUAUUUAGAAGAAAGCUUUAAGGAACACAAUACCCUUAAUCCUCAGAAACAGAAGCUUGCGCUUGCAGAACAGCUUAAUCUUAGGCCUCGACAGGUUGAAGUCUGGUUUCAGAAUAGAAGAGCAAGGACAAAGCUGAAGCAAACUGAGGUGGACUACGAGUACUUGAAGAGGUGUUGUGAAACCCUAACGGAUGAAAACAGAAGGUUACACAAAGAGCUUCAAGAACUUCGAGCUCUAAAAACCAGUUCAAAUCCAUUUUACAGACAACUGCCAGCGACAACCCUGACGAUGUGCCCGUCGUGUGAGCGUGUGGCCACCACCUCAGCUCCGCCACCCUCCGCCACCUUGUCCAAGCAGGUGGAGCAAAACUCAAAGAAAGCAAGUACAACCCCCUUAACUCUCUCGGCAAAACCAAGAUCAUUAAUUUUCCCGGUGUCCCACGCGCCACCGUGUAAUAACUCCCAUCACCAGCCUGCAGCACCCUCAUGAAUAAGAGGGAGAAAGUAGAGAAAGAAGACAAUAGUCCAUUAAUUAUGUACAUAUACUUCAAGCUUUAGUUUUGAAUCUUGUUGGAUUUUGUGAUUUAGGUUUGAAAGACAGGAAAUAGAAGAUCGUAUGAAAAGAUGUGGAGGAGGAUCAUUUUAUUAUAAGGAAGAAAAAGUUUUUUUUUUUAUUUUUUAUUUUUAUUAUUAUUUUUAAUUUU
Messenger RNA from Cynara cardunculus var. scolymus (artichoke), 1428 nucleotides. RefSeq names its product homeobox-leucine zipper protein HOX11-like. The record is from RefSeq and is a predicted model, not a curated record. Gene Ontology annotation, molecular function: sequence-specific DNA binding; DNA-binding transcription factor activity, RNA polymerase II-specific. Lineage: Eukaryota; Viridiplantae; Streptophyta; Magnoliopsida; Asterales; Asteraceae. Gene Ontology annotation, biological process: regulation of DNA-templated transcription. The coding region runs from base 48 to 1214 and encodes 388 amino acids. The transcript is spliced from 4 exons.